Bipolaris zeicola 26-R-13 is the source of this 3453-nucleotide messenger RNA. RefSeq lists its product as uncharacterized. Lineage: Eukaryota; Fungi; Ascomycota; Dothideomycetes; Pleosporales; Pleosporaceae. Bases 1 to 3453 code for a protein of 1150 amino acids. Gene Ontology annotation, molecular function: protein binding. The record is from RefSeq and is a predicted model, not a curated record. The transcript has 3 exons.
AUGCGCCUUCUCAAACGUGACGGAAAUGGCGCAAUCAUCAUCGAAAGCUUCAGCAACGGGCUGGCACCUCCUUAUGCGAUAUUGUCUCACACAUGGGGCCAAGACAGCGACGAAGUAACUUUUGCAGAUAUCGUCAAUGGAAACGGCGAGCGUAAGGCCGGUUACGAAAAGAUCCGCUUCUGCGACUUACAAGCACAACAUGAUGGUCUACAGUACUUCUGGAUCGAUACGUGUUGCAUCAACAAAGACGACAAGGCUGAACUUUCUCAAGCUAUUCAGUCAAUGUUUCGUUGGUACCAGAACGCAAAAGCAUGCUUUGUCUAUCUAUCAGACGUACGAACAAAGAAAAGAAGAUUUGAAGAAAUAGUAGAUGAGCCCGAUUGGCAGGCUAUGUUUAGAUCUAGCCGCUGGUUCACGCGUGGCUGGACGCUCCAAGAGCUGAUUGCGCCGUGCACGGUCAGGUUCUUCUCCGAGGAAGGGGACGAACUGGGUGACAGAUCUUCACUACGAUGCUUAAUCAACAGGAUAACCAGCAUUCCCCUUGAAGUGCUAGAUGGAAGUACAUUGUCCCAAUUCAAAUGCGACGAACGGCAGCGAUGGGCAAACGAGAGGAGCACAAAGCUUAAAGAGGAUAAGGCAUAUGCCUUAUCAGGUCUUUGCGGUGUACACAUUGCGCCUGUAUACGGGGAGGGUGAAGAAGAAGCGUUCAGACGGCUUCGCCGGGAGAUUGAGAAGCUGGAAGCCUGCAUUCGUCACUUGCGCGAUAGUGAUCCUCGUCACGACAAAAAGCGCAUUGAAGAAACGAAGGGCGGUUUGCUGGGCGAUCCUGGCAAAGGCAAAACAAUGCUGCUAUGCGGUAUAAUCGACGAGAUACAGAAGAACAUACGACACAACACGGUCGCGUACUUCUUCUGCCAAGCGACAGACUCGCGCAUUAAUAAUGCCGUAGCGGUUUUGCGAGGACUGCUGUAUAUGCUUCUGGAUCAGCAGCCACUCCUGGCGCGGCAUGUCCAAAAGCAACACGAGCAUGCAGGCAAACAGCUAUUUGAGGAUUCAGACGCAUGGGUAGCACUAAGAGACAUCUUCACAGACAUCCUUCAGGAUCCAAGCCUUGGCAGGACACGUCUUGUCGUCGAUGCCUUAGACGAGUGCAUUGUUGAUCUACCAAAGCUGCUGGAUUUUGUGGCUAAACAGUCAUCGGCAUCUCCGCACGUUAAGUGGGUCGUGUCUAGUCGCAACUGGCCUAAUAUUGAAGCACAGCUAGAGCAGGCAGGACACAAAAUCAAGCUGAGUCUUGAGCUGAAUUCAGAAUCAAUAGCCACGGCGGUUGGCGCCUUCAUUGAGCAAAAGAUGAACAUUCUAGCUACUGAGAAGCAGUACACACCAGAAAUGCAGCUAGAAGUGCUUCAACACUUGAACUCGAACGCCAAUGAUACCUUUUUGUGGGUGGCAUUGGUUUGUCAGAAUCUGGAGAAAACACCUAGAAGGCAUAUACGGAAAAGCCUCACCGAAUUCCCACCUGGUCUGGACGCUCUGUAUGAGAGGAUGGUGAGCCAGAUUGGUGCGUCAAAGGAUGCAGAAACCUGUUUGCAAGUUCUAGCGUUGGCUGCAGUUUCAUAUCGACCUAUAACCAUCUCUGAGCUAGUCGCUCUAGCCGAACAAGUUGAGAAGAAUGCUGAAGACGUAGAUGAGAUUGUCGCUCUCUGUGUAUCUUUCCUCACGCUACGAGAAGGCAUCGUUUACUUUGUCCAUCAAUCAGCUAAAGACUUUCUGCUCACCAAAGCAGCUUCGCAGAUCUUCCCAGACGGAGCAGAGGCUGUCCAUUGUUCGACCUUCUUGAGGUCCAUGGAAGUCUUGUCUAGCACACUGCAUAGGGACAUUUAUGAUCUCAAAGAGCAAGGAAUUGCUACCGAGGAUAUUACAAUACCCGCUCAAGACCCUCUCGCCCCUGUACGCUACUCUUGCACUUACUGGGCCGACCAUCUCUGCGACUCGAAUCCUGACUGGUCAGCUAACAAUGCAGAGAAUCCAAAACUCUUAGCUACAAUCGAUGAGUUCUUUAAGAAGACAUAUCUAUACUGGAUCGAGGCGCUCAGUCUAUAUCAGAGCGUAGAACAAGGCAUCGCAGCCGUUGCUAAAGUGCUUCAACUAGUGCAGAAUGACCAAAGUCUGAGUGAACUUACUGCACUCAUUAAUGAUGGAUGGCGUUUCAUCAUGCAUCACAAGAGUAUGAUCAAAAGAUGGCCACUACAGAUCUAUACAUCGGGGAUACUGUUCAGUCCUAUAAUGAGCAUCAUCAAAAAUAUCUUCAAAUCCCAAGCACAAGGGUGUAAUAUCCAACCAGAUCUAGAACACGGCUGGGGGCCGUGUCUACAGACGCUCGAGGGGCAUGGCAGUCGGACGGAAUCAGUAGUCUUCUCGCCAGAUGGAACAAGUCUGGCAUUCGUGUCACACUAUGAGGCCGCCCAGAUCUGGGAUGCGCGUAGUGGGCAGUGUCUGCAGAUCCUCGAGGGACAUAGCGAAUGGGUCCGCUCAGUAGCCUUCUCGCCUGAUGGAACGAGGCUGGCAUCAGCGUCAGAUGACAAGACCGUCAAGAUCUGGGAUGCGCAUAGCGGGCAGUGUCUACAGACGCUCAAAGGGCAUCGCGAUCGGGUCAACUCAGUAGCAUUCUCGCCCGAUAGAACAAAGCUAGCAUCGGCUUCAGACGACACGACAAUCAAGAUCUGGGACGCGAAAAAUGGGGAGCGCCUACAGACGUUCGAGGAGCAUGACAACUGGGUCAGCUCAGUAGCCUUCUCACCUGAUGGGACGACGUUGGUGUCGGCGUCAAAUGAAAUCAUUAUCUGGGACACGCAAAAUUGGCAGUGCCUAAAAACGCUCAAGAAGGGGUAUAGUUUUAUCAAUUCGGUAGCCUUCUCGCUCGAUGGAACCAGGCUGGCUUCGGCGUCAGAUGUUGCCACAACUAAGAUCUGGGACAUGCAAAGUAGGUAUCACUUACAAACGCUUGAGAGUCAUAGUGGUCGAAUCGACUCAGUAGCCUUCUCGCCCGAUGGAACGAGACUGGUGUCGAUGGGAAACGAGGUUAAAAUCUGGGAUGCGUAUAGUGGGCGGUAUCUACAGACGGUUGAGGGACCUAGCCGUUGGACCCAAUCAGUCGCCUUUUCGCCCGAUGGAGCACAUAUCCUUACCACUGAGGGCAAGUUUCACCUUGAUGCCUCCAUUAGUGGCACUACUAGCAAUAUCAUCAAUCUUGGCGAUGUGCAGAAUGUUGAUAGAGAUAUUUGCGUGGACCGCUUCAACAACUGGAUUUUACUAGAAGGAGAGAAGAUUCUCUGGAUUCCUCCAGAGUAUCGCGGUUCGAGGUCCGCUGUCAAAAACAACAAGAUUGCAAUUGUCACGUAUUCUCGUACAGUAUGGAUAUGCACUAUCGAUGGCUCGGUUGGAACUUCUUAG